Molecule: messenger RNA, 837 nt
Organism: Prunus mume (Japanese apricot)
Lineage: Eukaryota; Viridiplantae; Streptophyta; Magnoliopsida; Rosales; Rosaceae
Source: RefSeq, a predicted model, not a curated record
AUGGAAGUUGGCGCAUGCAUUAAAGGGUUUCGUUCUUCCAUGCUCCUAGUGAUAGUCGUGGAUGCCACUCAUUUAAAAUCCAAGUACAAGGGUGUUAUGUUUGUAGCAAAUGCAUUCGAUGACAAUCGAAAUAUAUAUCCUCUUGCUUUUGGGAUCAGGGAUUUGGAGACGGAUGCAUCAUGGCAUUGGUUUUUCACUAAACUUCCUGAAGCCAUUGGUGAGUGUCCCAAUCUUGUUAUCAUAUCUGAUCGUAAUGUUAGCAUAGAGAAUGUGUGGAACAAAGUUUUUCCAACAACGCAACAUGGCAUAUGCUUUUAUCAUAUGAAAGGGAACAUGAAACGCACUUGCAAGUUGAAAAAGCAUGAUCAAAUACUUAUGCACUUUGAGCAGGCUAUGAAAUCUUAUUCCAUUCCUAAGUUUGAUUGUCAUUUUCGAAAGAUCAAGAGAAAGGAACAUGUUGCUCAAUAUCUUGAACAUGCAGGGUUACAUAAGUGGUCUAGAGCUCACAUGGAUGGACGCCGCUACAAUGUAAUGACAACAAAUAUUGCGGAGUCAAUAAACUCAGUCCUUGGGUUUGCAAGGAUGCUGCCAGUGGUUCAUUUGAUAGGAGAAAUUAUUAAUCUCCUUGUGAAAUGGUUCAUCGAACGUCGUCAGUUGGCUAUGAAUUGCACAACAACAUUGUGCCCCAAUUUGGGCGAGAAGUUGAGGAAUAGGUUGGAGGAUGCUACAAGGAUGAAUGUCGUUAAAAUAAAUGACGUACAGUUUAAUGCUUUGGAUGGUGAUAUGGACGGCCUCGUGGAUUUGACGAACAACAGUUGUAGUUGUAGAAAGUUUUAG